AUGCCUGCGCGGCCAGAACGGCACUUGAUUGUGCUGUUGCGCGUCUGCAAAGCGCCGAAACGCGUCUUCACGAGCUUCCCAGUCAUUCCCGAGUCGAAAGAGCUCCCCCACUUUGUCCAGCAGCGGCGCAGCUGA
Molecule: messenger RNA, 135 nt
Organism: Peronospora matthiolae
Lineage: Eukaryota; Oomycota; Peronosporomycetes; Peronosporales; Peronosporaceae
Source: the annotation of a GenBank genome assembly